This is a messenger RNA of Cladocopium goreaui, 4005 nucleotides long. The record is from the annotation of a GenBank genome assembly. Lineage: Eukaryota; Dinophyceae; Suessiales; Symbiodiniaceae.
AUGUCGCACAACUUCAUGUCUCCAGACCCACGUGCUCGAUCAGUGAGUGCUCCAACCCUUCGGUUGACGCCAAGUCUUCAUGCAGGGCAUCAGCAAGAUGACAGCCAAUCUGAUAUUCAAGAGAUUCAAGCUGACAGUCAGCCAGAGGGUGAGCCAGGGGCCGAGAGUCAGAAGGAUGCAGUUGACAACAGUCCUUCAGAUUCAGAAAGGCCACUUUUUGGCUUUCAGCCGAUUCCGCCCAUGAGCUCCCAAGAUGCAAUGGGAGUGCCCAUCCCUGUGCCGAGUGAAUCAUUGGCCCCUGGAACUCCUGGCACACCAGUGAGAGGAGGACACGGAGCAGUUGAAGAUGCUGCCAGCACUGCUGCUUCGGCGCCUGUGCUUGACCAGAUUCAUACGACGCUCCAAAGUUCAGCUCAAGUCCAGCUACAGAUCCUUGCAGAGUUGAAAGCCAUCCGUCAAGGAAUGGACCGCUCGCGAUCACCGGUCAAAGCGGAACGACCUGCUGCAAAAGACGACCUGGAGGACCCAUUCUUGAUUCCCAUCAGUCUUCGCAGGCCAGUUGAGGUUCUGGAGGAAGCUUUGGAGAAUUUGCGGGACUCCGACAAGAUUACAGCAGAAGAGAGGAGCUUUGUGAAACGGAUGAUCCAGAGAAGAAAUUUGCAGUGCUUGUUCCACCUUUGCAGUGACAACACGCAGUGCACGUUCUACAAGAUUUGCUGCUUCGAAGCCUGUGCCUUCAUCAACUUUGCUGAGAGUGGGGUUGCAAAUCCGGUGUGUGCUUGGGAGGGCAUGGCUGACCAUGAACGCCAGGACUGGAUUCCGGUCAGUGACAACCCUCAGGACUGGAUUAAAGAACGGCCGGACUGGAGGGUCAAAAUUCUAUGGACUGGAUGGCCCAUGCUGUGUGCCAGCAAUGAUCCCAACCUGCCAACAUACCCUCCGUUGUGGAAAGCAUUGACCCCCACGACACAGAUUUCACAGGAGAGCUUGGAAAGACUUCAGACCCUUCUCAGGAAUCACAGUGAGACCUUUGAAUUCAAGGAUGCGAACUUUCUGAAGGACUUGGAAAACCACGUUUUGCAGGUUCAUGCUUUCCACACCAUUCGGAUGGACUUCAUGAUGGAUUUGGGACAAGUGAUGCAUGGCUUAGCUGCGAUGGCAAAAUCAGCUUGUGGAGAUCGGUGGGUGGAAGAUGUGGUCCUGCAGAGUUGGAGCAUUGCAGAACGCUGCGACAAGUUCUCACUUUUUCCGCGGGCUUCAUUGAUUCUGACAGUGCUGCAUGACAACAACCACUGGGCAUUGCUUUGUAUCCUUGUAGGAAAUGAGGAGGUAUUCUUCUAUGAUGGAGCGCCGACAAAUGGCACCAGAGAAGCCGCACAAGUUUCUUGUGUCUUCUGGAGCCAGAUGCUGAAAUAUGAGCUGAAGCUGAUGGAUGCCACAGUUCCUUCUCAGUCUGACUUUUGGAGUUGUGGCCAUCGUUGUGUAGUACAUGCAGGCUACAUCCUUCAGUACUUGCAGGGCAAUUCCUGGAAAUCUUUGCCGCAGUCCAUUCCCAAAGACGCCGUUUCCACUACAGCUUUUCGAGCAGUGUGUGAGGUGCAAGUGCAAGACGUGCCAGAAACCAGGGCUUCAGAAUGCCGUAAUGAACCAGAUGAUGACAAAUAUGUGUCAAAGGUCCUGAAGCAAAUUGCUCAGAGACAGGAAGCGAGAAGACAGAGAUUGAAAGAGCUUGAAGCUCUGGGUGUUUCUACUGCUACUGGACAGGAAGGUGGCAAGACUGCUCCAUCUAGAAAACGGAAGCAGAAAUCACCCAAAGAAGGGAACCAAGACGAAGAUGAUGCUGGAAUCGCGGCAAAGAAGUCUAGACAAAUGUCUACCAAAGAAAGAGAACAUGCUGCCAGGGCGAUGGAGAAUGAAUUGUCUGAGAAACAUCAGUUCACACACAAUCAUAGCUUCCAGCGUGAACAUCGCAUCAGAAAAAUCUUGAUGCCUAGGGGACACUGGCAGCAAUUCCUCCUCGAUCUCCAUGACAAUGCACCAAUGGGGUGCGAAGCUUGCAGAGAAUGCCGGAAACUAGUGGGCAGCGAACCAAACCAGGCAGAUGCACCUCCGCUGUUGGACGGUGAUGAUGGCUCAGCAGCUGAUGCAGAUCAAGGAGUUCCUCUGCCUCCGCCUCCACCCUCGCAAUCUGCUCGUGCACGUGGGCGGCCCAAAAAAUCUGCUGCUUCCUGGCCAGGGCUCAAAAAUUGGCUAGAGAGUACACGCCCAGGCAUCUACCAAGUGGUGGAAGAAGACAGCUUCCAGUGGCUCUGCCGACUGUGCAACCAAGUCUUGAAAUUUCAGCGUGAUGCCGACACUUUUGUGAAAGCGCAUGAGAAGCGUGCGCUCCACAUUUCACAGCUUGCUGCAUUGAAGGCAGGAGCCGAGGAUGCACUUCCGAGGCCGGAAGAAGUUGCAACAGCAUGUCAGGGUGUUGACAUUUGCAACGAUUCCAGAUUGGCCCCUGAGUUGCACAAAUUGCAAGCUUCCAUUGCGGCUUGGAUUGCUGGUGGCUCGCCUUUGGCCAAGGGGAACGGCAACCCAUUGGGCCUUGCUUCCUUCACAUGCAGCCAAGAUGGAAUUACUUUCCGGCAUGUUGAGUGCGAAGGGAAAGUCACGGUUGGGCUUUGUCCUAAAUGUUACACUCUGUCGCGCAAUUCAUCUUUCAUCGCUGACUUGAAGCACUGGGCUUGGAAGUUGGACCUGGUCCAGCUAUGCAAUCACAUGGUGAUGAACAAUGAUGAUGAGAUCCGUGAAUUGGCAGAGGCUGUCGCCAGCAGGGACUACUUUGACCCUGAAGUGCACAAGCCCCAGCUUGACCAGUUGUUGAAGAUGAAUCCUGCUGAUGCAAUCGGCAACAUCCGCUAUGGAAUUUUGUCAAUUCCUCGGAUUCGCCGAGCACCAUCCCUGCAAGCCUUGAUUGAUCUUCGAUUGUCAGAUACACGCCAGCUUCUGCCUACUUCAAUGGAGUCAAGCAUUUUUUCCACCUUGAUGCAAAAAUUUCAGGGGGCUGUGCAGAAUGGAGUGUGCCAUCGAAAAGAGUUCGAGAUGGCUUCGAUGAUUGCUUCGGGGAAGCUUCGUGCCGAGCCUGUGGUCGAGGCUUUGUUCAAGAGCACUUUGUCCCGCUUGAGCAAAAUCAGCAACGGAGCCCUCCAGAGAACUGGCACAUCAGAGUUCUUUGCCAAUGGGUUGUCGAUGGACUUGUUGCUGCUGCUGGGGAAGUCAAAGGAAUCGCACAAAUUGCUGCAGCUGAUGGGCGUGAACCCACGUGUGAUCCCCAAGCUGGACCUGCGCUGGGAGCUCUUGCCACAACCGUUUGUGGCCUGCAGGGAUUUAGACAUUUUGAUGCAGAAUUGCAAGGUAGUGCAGCAACUUCUUCAAGUGGAACCACAGCAGCGUUCGUGGAUCCUGACUUGUGAUGAGACCUGCUGGCAUCCGACAUUGGACCUGAUCGCCGGGUUGCGAGAUGAGCUCGGAUAUGUCGGCGGGUAUUUUCACAAGGCUGACGCCGAGCAAGACCUCAGUUUCCUCACUCUCGACAAAAAGAAGAAGAACCUGUCUGACUCUGACUUUGAACAGCUUGCCCGACUUUCACAGCACUAUGUCAUCACACGGUGUGACACCAAUGUGCACUCCUAUGCUGUGGACUUCAUACCUCGGCCACCAAAAGCAGCUGGCAUCGUGGGAAAUGGAGCGGAGAACACCUUCUUAGAGUUUGGCCGUUGCCUCCUUCAGGCCACCAUUGCCAAUGGAGGUGUGCCGCCAAUUGGGGUAGCAUAUGAUGCAUCUACGGCACAUGUCAACAUCAACAAGGCGUUUUUAGGUUUGGCGAGCCGAUCUGAUCUGGAGAAAGCUGAAUUCUUCUCAGACUGCUCCGUGCGCGGCAUCAAACUGAAAUGCUUCAAGUUUGGUUGCCUUCUGUACAAGGAUGGGUUUGGUAUGAUUUGGAUUGAUUUGAUUAUAUGA